Messenger RNA from Phasianus colchicus (ring-necked pheasant), 3008 nucleotides. Lineage: Eukaryota; Metazoa; Chordata; Aves; Galliformes; Phasianidae. The record is from RefSeq and is a predicted model, not a curated record.
UGUUUAGAAGUACACUGUAAAUUAGAAGGCAGUAUCUUGUUUGUGUGUUUGGCUUUUUUUAUUAACUACUAAUACAUUACAAUUCGGGUCCCUGUGCAGAGCAGUGUCCAGUGUCUGACAGAAAUAAAUGUGCAUGACAUCUGACAUCAGUCGUGUAGCGAUACAGAUCAUUAUCAGCAGAUGCAGAGUGUGUAUAAUGGUCGCACGAGCACUGAAUUUCUCUAAAAUGUGUGUCACUUUUUUUAAGGAGGAAGGAGAUGCAACAAAAGCAUAGAAAGUUUGAGUUUAUUGUAAGACGUAUGUGUGUACAGUGAAAAGAGGAAAGAGCUCUGUGUGUUGGACAGCUGAGUGCUUGAGUGCUGGCUCUCUCCGUAAGCCUCUUCAUGACAGUACUGACAUUUUGUGCCCAAAGCUUGUCUGUUUUCAGCUUAGGCUUUUUACAGUCACCAAUAAAAAGCUGACCCAAUAAAAGUAUUCAGUGUUUCUUCUAAAGCUUGCCUUGCACCUACUAGAGUCGGUAGAAGGACCCUGUAUGGGAGAACAAUAUUGUUUGUCUGAUACUAUUGGUACUAUUGGGCCUUACUUGAUCUUAUUUCAACUUCCUUUUUUUCCUACAGUUCGCUAUCUCGGCAUUCUUUCUCCACCAAACUUUCUUGUUUUUCAUUUACAGUAGUUUUAUUUCUAUCUAAUCUAUCAUGCAGGGCAAUGGAGAGCCAUGGAAGAGGUUGGAAAUGAAUGUAUAAAAGCAAUAUAGGAGCAGAUGUGCAGAGGAGAUACUAUCAGUAGGCAGAGAGGUCAAACACUAGAAGAUAACCAGUGAUGAGCCUUUGAUUUGCAUGGAGUGACCUGUGAUGCUUUCAAGCAGUAACCCUCAUCCCAAACUUAUCGUAACAGCAAGUUUUGGAGUAGAACCAAAAAGGAAAGUGGAAUACAUAUCACUCCUGGAAGGAGCACUGGCAAUGGUACAGAACAAACCUGAGAAAGUUCUCAUUUACAGGCGACCAAACUUGGGGCAUGUUCCUUUAACCCCAGGUCGUGAUCUUGAUUGGGAAGAAGAGCUCGCAAAAGCACAGUGUUACAAGUGUGUCUCUGUUCCUUCAGACCAUCCUCUUUAUAUUCUGUAUACAUCUGGAACAACAGGCUUGCCCAAGGGUGUUAUCAGACCAACAGGUGGCUACGCAGUUAUGCUGAACUGGACAAUGUCAGCUGUAUAUGGACUCAAACCUGGUGAGGUGUGGUGGGCAGCUUCUGAUUUAGGCUGGGUAGUUGGUCAUUCUUACAUUUGCUAUGGGCCUCUUCUUCAUGGGAAUCCUACAGUUUUGUAUGAGGGGAAGCCUGUGGGAACACCAGAUGCUGGUGCCUAUUUCCGCGUGUUAGCAGAGCAUGAAGUAGCUGCCUUCUUUACUUCACCAACUGCAAUUAGAGCAAUCCGUCAGCAGGACCCUGAGGCAGCCCUGGGAAAGCAGUACUCUCUAAAAAGGUUCAGAAUGUUGUUUGUAGCUGGUGAGCACUGUGAUGUGGACACACUAGAAUGGUCAAAGAAAGUCUUCAAGGUACCUGUCUUGGACCACUGGUGGCAAACUGAAUCUGGUUCUCCAAUAACUGCUUCUUGUGUUGGUUUGGGGAACUCUACGAUGCCUCCACCCGGACAGGCAGGAAAACCAGUACCAGGAUACAAUGUGAUGAUUCUGGAUGAAAAUAAGGAACCAGUGAAGGCGAAGACUUUAGGAAAUAUUGUGGUAAAGUUACCUUUGCCUCCUGGAGCAUUCUCAGGACUUUGGGAAAAUCCAGAAGCAUUCCACAAGUUAUAUUUCCAGAAAUUUCCAGGAUAUUAUGAUACUAUGGAUGCAGGCUAUAUGGAUGAAGAUGGCUAUUUAUAUGUUCUGUCUCGAGCUGAUGAUGUAAUCAAUAUUGCAGGACACAGAAUUUCAGCAGGUGCAAUUGAAGAGUGUGUUCUCCGCCAUCAUGCUGUAGCAGACUGUGCUGUUGUAGGCCAGGAGGAUGCCUUAAAAGGGCACGUUCCCUUUGCGCUGUGUGUGCUGAGAGACGAUGUAAAGACAGAAGAGAAGAAGAUUUUGGAAGAUAUUGUUGAGCAAGUUCGAAAUAACAUUGGUCCUGUGGCAGCUUUCCAGAAGGGGGUGUUUGUGAAACAGCUACCAAAAACACGUUCUGGCAAGAUACCACGUUCAGCUCUUUCUGCAUUGGUCAGUGGAAAGCCGUAUAAAAUAACGCCAACCAUUGAAGAUGCUAGUGUGUUUAAACACAUAGAAGAAGUGCUGAAGAAAAAGUAAAUGGAAUAAUGGGCCAGUAAAAGCGUCUAUUACUGAAAUAUGCGAAGACUUUCUAUUAGGAAAUGCAUAUUUUAAAAACGAAUAAUAAUAAUGAUUGGGACUACCUUUUUUUUUUUUUAAACUUUUCUACAGAUGCUGUGUUCUUUUACCACAUUAUCAUAGCCAGUGAAGAAUACUGAAGUCUCUGUGUGUUGUCAUUGUAUGCUGGAUAUAAGAUUACUAAGAAUUUUAAAUAGAAUUCAUACAUUUCUCUAGCCUUCAAAGGAGUCACUGUAUUACUGUGAUAGAAUUGUGGAAUAACAAAACAGCUCGGGUUGAAAUGGACUUCAAAAGACCAUCACAUCCAACCUUUCAUAGGAAAAAAAGGGUGCCUAGAAGAGAUUAUCUAGCACCCUGCUGAAUUGCAUCGUGACAGCCUCCAGUGAUGUGGAUCUGUGCUAUCCAUUCUUGCAUAAUGGUAUCAGUACCUUGAGUUUGACUAGAACAGCUUUCAGCUAAGAUUCAAGCUGAAGACAGCAGAAAGUAGGAAUUCUAACGUGAAAGUCAUUGCAAACAUAACUUGUCUUCACUUAAAAAUUAUAAGCCUUAUGCCUUUUAAAUUUUUAUGAGCUUUAAUUUUUUUAAAACUAGUUUUCUGGAUUCCACUGAUGUUUUUUUUCUAAGACUUUCUGUUAUAAAUUAGAUUCUUCUACAUGCUUUGUUCAAUGACUUUUUGAA